Molecule: messenger RNA, 439 nt
Organism: Postia placenta MAD-698-R-SB12
Lineage: Eukaryota; Fungi; Basidiomycota; Agaricomycetes; Polyporales; Adustoporiaceae
Exons: 4
Coding region: 42-338 (98 amino acids)
Biological process (GO): proton motive force-driven ATP synthesis
Source: RefSeq, a predicted model, not a curated record
GACGUUCGUCCGACAUUAGUCUUCGUCUUUCCUCCACCAUCAUGCAGCCCACUCUCAUACGCCGUCAGCUGGGCGGUCUUGUCCCACCCAAAAUUGCCACACCGUCAAUUCUGUCUUCCGGCUCUGGGGCAGGACUGGGUCCUCUCGUGAACUUCUACUCCAAGCUGCCCAAGGGACCCGCACCUGCAUCUGCGUUUGGUGGGAUCAAGGCGCGUUUCUUCAACGGCAAGAACGCGUCGGCGGUGCCUCUUCUUGGCGCUGUCCUUGGUAUCUUCGCUCUGGGGUACACCAUUGACUAUCAGAUGCAUUUGAAGCACCACAAGAACCACCCUCACUAGACGCGGGGCGACGGAGAGUGAGCUUCGCCAGGUGGUGGGGCGAAUUGCGAGACUGCAUGUACACAGGACUAUCACGAAGCCGUUUCUGCUCACUUCUCGUC